Messenger RNA from Solanum stenotomum, 1416 nucleotides. Its product is annotated as B3 domain-containing protein At5g42700-like. The transcript has 8 exons. Bases 42 to 1043 code for a protein of 333 amino acids. Gene Ontology annotation, molecular function: DNA binding. The record is from RefSeq and is a predicted model, not a curated record. NCBI's taxonomy places the organism in Eukaryota, Viridiplantae, Streptophyta, Magnoliopsida, Solanales, Solanaceae.
UUUCAGGUAGCCUUCUCUGCUAAGAACUUAAAUCGACAUCCAUGGAAGAGAGGAAUUUCAUUCCUGUAAAACGUAGGACCAAAAGUUGUAAAAAAAGGCAACAACAACAAGUAGAACCUCAUAGACUAAAAUCCACUUCACAUUCUUCUGCUUCUACUUCAACUCAAACUGAUCCUUUAUCCAUGAUUAAGACGGUGCAGUUGGAUAGGAAAAAGAUGAUUCCUAAAAAGCCUAGAAGUGUUAAAUCUAAGGCGAAGCAAGUGAAAUCUAAUCAUCCGAGGAAGGCUGAGAGCAUUAAACGUAAGGGGUCAAAGAGGACAAGGAUUAAUGACCUUUAUGAUGAUGUUGAAGCUAAAUAUUCUGUUAUGGAGCGAGCAGAAAAGGUUUUAUCAAGCCUACCAGAUGAAUUUCCCAGCUUUGCAAAGUGUAUGCUCCCUUCGAAUGUUGCUCAUGGAUUUUGGCUGCAUCUUCCAAAGUCAUUCUGCAACAUGCAUUUACCUAGUUCUGAUACCACAGUCAUUUUGGUUGAUGAAUGGGGCAAUGAGUACAAGACAAGUUAUCUUCUAGAAAGGAAUGGUUUAAGUGCUGGUUGGAGAGGAUUUUCCAUCUCUCACAGACUACUUAAAGGAGAUCUUUUGAUUUUUCGCUUGAUUGAACCUUGCAAAAUGAAGGUCUAUAUAGUCAGAGUAAAUGGUCAAGAAGUGGUAGAUGCAGCUCUUUGCCUCAUGAAUUGGGAAACUCUGAACACAUCACUUGAUCUUGUACGGAAAGAUAAUAGGAAGCGAAAGAAAGCAAAGCAUUUGGCAGAGCCUUUUUUCGUUGAUUUAUCUAAACCAAAAGAGCAUGUUCAAAAUGACAGCCAUUGUGCUGUUGAUUUAAAUGUUUCACCUUCAGAGCAUCGAUCUGAAAAUAACAGUGAAGAUUUGGAUUCCGAGGUUCUAGAAGGUUCAGAUGUGACCAACCGCUUGCAAUCUAAUGAAAUAUGCUGCUCCGAAACAUCAUUUUUACAUGAUAGCCCUCACAAGAGCAUAGCUUGUAGGUAGAGAUGGCGGAGGACUCUGACCAUUCGUUUGAACUAACAAGUUCUAUCAUGAGAAGCUGUGAAGAAUUACAACAAAGAACAACUUAUAGUUACCUCAGAAGUAAAGAGAACAAAAGUUUUUGAUGAAUAUAUAUAUGACAAAGGGCUGGAAUGAAGCAGAAGUGAAGAUCUUUUUUGGAUGUAUAAUGCUUUUGUGCUUCUAAAAAUUAUACUACUUAAUACCUUGUCCUAUAGGUUUGAAAGAUGUAAUUUUGAGAUGAUAGUGUAUGAUAUGUACACUUUUCAUAUUUGUACAUAGACGCACACAGGAAAUGUAGUUUGCAUAUCUGCACAACUGUACUAAUCAAUGAAUUUCUUUUAUUCAUUUGAAAUUU